Messenger RNA from Cyclopterus lumpus (lumpfish), 3590 nucleotides. RefSeq names its product kelch-like family member 36 (gene klhl36). The record is from RefSeq and is a predicted model, not a curated record. Gene Ontology annotation, molecular function: cullin family protein binding. The transcript has 9 exons. Bases 390 to 2282 code for a protein of 630 amino acids. Lineage: Eukaryota; Metazoa; Chordata; Actinopteri; Perciformes; Cyclopteridae.
CGGUCAAUGGCGUAAUUUCAUCAGAGACGUUGACGUGCCAUGGCUGCAGCAAAACAAUGUGUCAAGGAGUGAUAAAGGACAAAUUAGUUUAUUUUGAAAACCUCAGCCGGAAGUCUGUUUGUUUAUUCGGGCUAGCUGAAAUGCUACAUUGAUCAGCUCUUUCCGUGGUGUAAGAAAGCCGUGUUUUCUGGGAUGUAUGUUACGAGACACUGUUUGUGACGAGCGGCCCGGUUCGUGUCGUCGGUGAAAAGCGUCGCGUGCUCAUUGUUUCCUCCAGAAAAUAAAAAAGGGAACCGCUUCCCCUUCUGGUGCCUAAACGGGGGUAACGAGAGAUGCCUGCCUUCUGCUUCACGACCACCCACCAUAUGAUGCCUGCCUGAGGGAACAUAAUGGACAAUGGCAAACCAAGUCGUGUAUGUCUUCCCCAGCGGAUCAGUGAAUCGUCCAAGGUGUGUGUGUCAGACUCUGACACAUGCAUGAAGGUGUUCCGCUGGGGGGAUCAAGCUGCGGCGGUGUUGCAGGGCCUCAACGAGCAGCGGCAGCACGGACUGUUCUGCGACGUGUUGCUGGUGGCGGACAACCAGCGGGUCCCUGCUCACCGAGCCCUGCUGGCCGUCUCCAGCACGUACUUCCACGCCAUGUUCACCCUGGGAAUGAGGGAGGAACGCCAGCAGGAGGUUGAACUGGUUGGGAUGUCUUGCAUCGGUCUGAACGCUGUUGUGGACUUCCUGUACAGCGGAGAGCUGCCAUUGGAUGGAGGAAACAUUGAGCAUGUGCUGGAAGCUGCCCACCUUCUGCAGGUGUGGCGCGUGGUGGAUUUCUGCUGCCAAUUCCUGGAGAGGGAGGUGAGCGAGGACAACUACCUGUACCUGCAGGAGCUGGCCCUGCUCUACAGCCUGGAGCGGCUCGACGCCUUCAUCGACCGCUUCGUCCUCGCGCGCUUCGCCGCGCUCUCCCUCACUCCCGACUUCCUCCGCAACACCCCGUCACACAAACUGGCGUCCUACCUCUCCAGUGGCCAGGUCCAGCAUGACGGUGAGCAGGAGCUCUUCCAGGCCACCUUGAGGUGGCUCGGUGAGGCCCCCGAUCGGAUGACCCACGCCGCACGGCUCCUCGCCCACGUCCGCUUCCCCCUGAUGCCAACGGCGGAGCUGGCGGACCGGGUGCUGCCGGCGCUGCGGGCCCUUCCGACGGAGGAGGCCGGCUGCGAGGCCCUGGUGAAGGAAGCCCUGGUGUACCACGCCAGGCCCAGUGCCCAGCCGCUCCUGCAAACAGGACGCACCAAGCUGAGGGGGGGAGCAGAGCGGCUGCUGCUGUCCGGAGGAGAGGUGUCGGAACGUGGCGAGGAGCUGAGCGCCAAUGUCUGCCAGCUGAACAGUGAAACGGGGAUCUGGGAGGUGGAAACCGAGCUGCCGACCAAGCGGAGCCACCACUGCCUGGCAGUGCUGGGGGGCUUCAUCUUCGCCGCCGGGGGAAGCUCGUCCAGGGACAACGGAGCCGCCUGCAACCUGCUGUACCGAUACGACCCCCGCCACAACCUGUGGACCCUGGGUGCUCCGAUGAACGAGCGGCGAAUGCAUUUUUACCUGGGGGCGGUGGGAGACUGUCUGGUCGCCGUGGGAGGGAAUAACAAUGCCAAAGCAUCGUCCUCUGUGGAGGUUUACAGUCCCGCUGAAGACUGCUGGUCCUACGUGGCAGGACUGCCCAGCUUCAUUUACGGCCACGCUGGGACGGUCCACCGCGGUGUAGUCUACAUCUCUGGCGGUCAUGACUUUCAGAUCAGCCCAUACCGCCGCAACGUCCUGAGCUACGAUCCGUCGCGGGACGGCGAGGUGUGGGUGGAGCGCCGGGCCAUGUCCGUGGCGAGGGCCUGGCACUGCAUGGCCUCACCUAACCACCUCAUCUACGCCAUCGGGGGCAGCGACAACGACGAGGACACCACGGAGCGCUUUGACAUCCGUCAGGUGGAGUGUUACGACCCGCGCAGCGGCCAAUGGACGCGGGUGGCGCCGCUGCUGCGGCCCAACAGCGAGGCGGGGCUCGCAGUCUGGGCGGGGAGGAUCUACGUGCUUGGGGGCUACAGCUGGGAGAGCAUGGCGUUCUCCAGGGCCACUCAGGUGUACGACCCCGAGGAGGACGCGUGGUCCAGAGGCCCCGACCUGCCCAAAUGCAUCGCAGGGGCCUCGGCAUGCGUGUGCACUGUGAAGAACUCCCCAUCGUCACCCUCUCCGGAGACAAAGAAGAAGGGACAAGGGAUGACAGGAAGAUUACUCCCCACGUAGCAGCAGUGAUGAAGGACUUUCUCCUUCAAAACAGUUCUGAUACAUGUUUUUAACAGAAGAAACAUCAUUUGUUAUGGGUUUUUCUUUGUUAAGAAAAUCUGAUUAGUAAGAGGGAUGUAUUCUCUCUGCUUUCAUUUAUAAAUCUCCUACAAGACCUUCAGAUGAGUGACACACUGCAUGCCUGAGUAUUAACACUGUAUAGAUAUACUACAUACAUAUAUUUGGUGGCCAGACUACCAAAAGGAGAAUUGUCGCCUCCCCCCAACCAGUCAAGUUGCAGUUUACAUGCACGUCUGUCCAAAAUGUCGUCACUUCAUCAUUUUUUAUAGAAAUUGUCAUAAUAAUAUAAUAUAAUAAUGGAUUCUUGAGCUAUGGCCAAAAACGUGUUGCUUGAGGUCAAGGGAACCGUUGACCACCAAAUUCUAAUCAGUUUAACCUUCUAGUGGACGUUUGAGAAGACAUCCCCUGCAGGUGUUCCUGAGACAUUCACGGGCUGUUGUCCCUCAAACAUCAGUCAGUCGGACAAAGAGCGCGUUGCCACUUCCUCUGGAGCACAAAACUAUAUUCAUUCAAAUGACCGUUUAUUCGUUAUUUUCAAUGUGAUCUCACAGAAAUACGAUCGCGACCUCUCAACACUGCAUUACGUAAGUUACUGUCACGUACGUUCUUUUUUCAGAAUGAUUUGCUGGAGCAUUUUGUGAGUCUCAACUGGAUAAAUUGUCUUUAAUUAGGAUGCAACAAUGCAGACAUACAGUAUUUCAUUCAUGACACAAACACACUAGAAAAUGAGGUCCCGACUCUUCAGAGCUCAUGGAUGACCUGAUAUUGGUCCAGUCCCAUUCAGUGACGUCACAUUUGAAAGAUCCGUGUUCACAUUCUUGACCCUAACACAGCGUGUGAUACGGAUACUGUGGGGAGGCGCCAUGUAGCCGGCCUUGAGUAGUCCAGUAGUACUGGAUCCGCUGUGGCGUCUCUUGACUCCGCCCUCCUGACGGCCUCAUACGAAGGGGUAGUACGGAUGACACUUGAUUCUGAGAAACGGAACAACAGUCGUGAGAACAGCGGUUCGUUUGCAGAACACUACUGCAGCAGGUCCACUUACUCCUCGAGCAUACAGGCCCUCCACCCCCGGUCCAGUCCUCUCAGGGCUCUCAUGUCUUCUUCCGUCAGACUGAAGUCAAAGAUCUGCACAAACACCAAAACUGAUGUGACAGACAACUAUACUGAUGCUCGUGUUUAUUUGUUUUACGUCUGAGACAACAUUAUGUUAUCAUUCUUGUAGUGCAGUAAUAAACAUGGUGAAAUACA